CACGGCCUCAGUCACUGACCCAUGCUUCAGUGGAAAUGUCACUUCUGCGUGCGUCUGCCUCACAGACUUAACAAUCACUUAAAUCUCGUAAUUAACUUUUCUCAUUGUCUACAAAUCAAUACGCCCACAAUUGCCCUAAGGGUUCCGUUUAAAAACGGACUGAAACACGAAGAAAGUUUCUUUGCAAACUUUAUCAGGGAUAUUUCCCUGCUUGUAGUUACAUCCAGUGGAAGAUCAAAACUCAGCGAUGUCAUCAACGGAGCAACUGGCGAUUGUCCAAUCGAAAUUCACGUCGGGUGAAACAGUAGUUAUUGCGAUGGAAACGCCAUUAAUCCAAGGAUGGUUGAGAGCAGCCAGAAUAUUAGCUCUAGUCAACAAAGGUUCCACACAUGCCUUAGUCAUCUUACUCACAUCGAGAACUCCGCCUAGAGUGUUUAGUGAUCUCACCAUCGAAAGAGUUCUUCCCAUCGAUCAAGACUUCAAAUGCGACAUCAAUACAGAUGAGACACAACCAGAUGGGUCGGAUGUGUUUUUGAACGUGUCUUCUCGGAAGCUUCAAUUGGUGUUUGAGAUGAAACCAGGAGUAGCAACCAGUGCCUUAGUCUCAGAGAUAUUCCGAGCUUUUGAUGAUUACCAAAAGAGUAAGAGUCCACCGACGGAAUAUCUAUGGAUCCAGAAACUGACUGGUAGUUCAAGGAACUUGGAGUCUUCUGCUAACGAUGCCCAGGACGGGUCUGAUCCUUUGGUCGAACUGGAAAGCCCCGAUCUUGUCGUUCCAAGACAGAACAUUGCCAAGGGUAAAGCGCCAGUGGCGGCAAGGGAAUCUGUGGUUCGUUAUCAGAUGGCUUGUAAAGAGGAAGACUACACCUACACUCAAGUCUUCAGAAUGUUUAUAGGUACGUGGAAUGUUAAUGGCCAACCACCAAACGGUAUAUCUUUGGAACAGUGGCUCAGCUGCGAUCAAAAGCCACCGGAUUUGUAUGCCAUAGGAUUUCAAGAACUAGAUUUGAGCAAAGAAGCGUUUCUUUUCAAUGAUACACCACGGGAAGAGGAAUGGUGCCAAGUCGUCACCAAAUAUCUUCACCCGCUGGGAAAUUACCAUCGGAUAGCUGUAGUCAGAUUAGUGGGCAUGAUGCUAAUCGUCUUUGCUGAAGAGAAACAUGUUCCAUUUAUUAAAAGUGUGUCUACCGAUACCGUUGGUACUGGAAUCAUGGGUAAAAUGGGAAACAAAGGCGGAGUGGCUCUGAGCUGUUCAAUUCACAACACAUCCGUAUGUUUUGUGAAUGCCCACUUGGCCGCGCAUUGCGAAGAAUACGAAAGGCGUAAUCAAGAUUAUGCAGAUAUCUGUGCAAGGCUUAGUUUCGCAAGAUACGUUCCACCGAAAGCUCUCAAGGACCACGAUCAAAUAUACUGGCUCGGCGAUCUAAAUUAUCGAAUAACUGAAAUGGAGGCAUCUGUUGCAAAGCAUUAUAUAUCAGUUGACAAUUUUGAGCCUGUUCUUGCCUUUGACCAAUUGGUGCAACAGCGCCAGCUAGGCAAAGUGCUUCAAGGCUACCACGAGGCCGAAAUUAAAUUUAAACCCACAUACAAGUACGAUCCAGGCACAGAUAACUGGGACUCAAGUGAAAAGGGUAGAGCUCCAGCCUGGUGCGAUCGAAUUCUUUGGAAAGGAGAUGCUAUCUUGCCAAUAGAAUAUAGAAGUCACUCCGAAUUGAAGAUUUCGGACCACAAACCUGUCAGCACGAUCUUUGAUUCUCAAAUCAGAGUAAUAGACAUGGUUAAUUAUCGGAAAAUACUUGAAGAGGUAAUGAAGAAAUUGGACAAAUUGGAGAACGAAUUUUUACCUCAAGUGAUGGUUGAUACAACUGAGAUUAUCUUUGACACACUCAAAUUCUUCGAAUCGAGUAAAAAAGAGCUAAUUAUUGCAAAUACUGGCCAGGUUCCUGUUCAAUUCGAGUUCAUAAAGAAGCUCGAUGAUAUAAACUAUUGCAAAGAGUGGUUAAAGAUAGAGCCCUACACAGGCUUUAUAAAGCCAGGUGAAAAAUGUGACAUUCAGCUUGAAGUACACGUUGACAAAAAGUCUGCGUGCAAAUUAAACUCUGGCGAAGAUAAACUGUAUGAUAUUCUCGUUCUACAUCUUGAAGGGGGCAAGGAUAUAUUCAUCACAGUUACAGGCACUUAUCAAAGAAGUUGCUUCGGAUCAUCGAUGGAAGCUCUAGUUCAUAUUGAUGUUCCAGUAAGGGAAAUUCCCGUCGGAAGAUUAGUAGAGUUGGAAAACCAUAAAAACCUAACGGCAGAACGAUAUCCCAUACCAAAAGAGAUCUGGCUUCUAGUCGACAACCUUUACAGGCAUGGAAUAAAAACAAAACAACUCUUUGAAAGUCGUGGAUACCACUCCGAGAUCAUUGCUAUAAGGGAUUGGUUAGACGAGGGGAGUCAGGAGUCUAUGCCUGGCUCUGUACAUUCCGUAGCUGAAGCAUUUUUGCUACUUCUGGAGUCAACAGCCGAACCUUUAGUUCCAUAUAAUCUACACAACGUCUGCUUGACCGCGGCUACAAACUACUCGCAAUGCAAACAGAUUGUGAUGCAGUUGCCAGAAAUUAGAAGAACUGUCUUUAUUUACAUUUGUUGUUUCUUGCAAGAAAUUUUAAAUCACACGCAGGAUAAUUUUCAAGAUGCCAAAACACUCGCUAGUUUGUUCGGAUCUAUUUUCUUACGUGAUCCACCAAGAAGUCGAGAUGAUCGAAGUCAACGGAGUAGAGCAAGUCAAGUGACAUUUGAUCGCAGGAAAGCAGCAUUUGUCUACCACUUUAUGGUCAAUGAUCAAAGUGACUUCAUUCUAGGGCGAUAAAUCUACAUAAUAAUCUACCCAGGUAGAAAAUGAACUUGCCAAAUUGGCGGUAUCCACGAAUAGCUCAUUCGGUUGAACUUCGGCCACUUGAAUAACGGUAAAAACUAAUUUUUUAAUGCACGUCAGCAAGGUAGGAAGAUCUCUUUAUAAUUAAAUAAUUCAAACAGUUAUAUAACUUUCCUUCUAGCAUGCGUAAUGACAUAAUGAUAUAGAUCAGCAUUUCGAAACAAAGGUUUUUAAAAUAGGAAAAUUCAGUUGCCAAGAGGAAAUUAGAAUGAAACAAAUUUAUGGAAAAACACUGAGAAAACAAUGUUUCCUUAAAUUUAUAACCUACUACGGGAAAUUUUCGAUUCUAUUUGUGCGUCGGUAAGUUCGAAAUGAAUAUCAGAUAGAGCUUACAGAAAGCGUAUUUUGAAACGAGUUGUGCGAACUCGUAAAGAAGUUUUUAUAUUUUUUACGCAACAUGUUAGUUGUACAACUAGCAUAUCACCCUUGUCUAGCAGUAAGAAUUUUUACAAAUCAAAUCCGGCCUCUAACUUUGUGCAAAAAAAGACAAUUUGAAUAUGAAACUGAUUUUUCCAUUAUGAGUAAGAAAAUUGCUUUCUUUUCGUGCAGCUUGCGCUAUUUAUUCAUAAUUAAGCUAUCUAUUCAUAGCUGUGCUCUGUAUAAGACUUGCUUUCAGUGAAACGCUUUGAAGCAUUUAAGAAUUCUAAUAUUAUAAAGCUUAAACAUUCAGCGAUUAUAAAUAUGCGUGCAAUAUUUAGCUACGUGAGGCAUAGUGGAGCAAAUUAGAAUAAUUGACGUAUUCGACUAUUUGAUCAGUGAUAUAUCACGUUUUAUACCGGAUGAUAAUAUUAUAAUUUAUUACAAAAAUGUAGUUGCUAUUUAAAUCAGAGGAAUCUGUACUUUUUGCUGUAUAAUAUUCAGCAAUCACAGUAGAGGUUGAAAAAUUUUUCCCAUGUAUCUACUAGUUGAAUAUUUUCUGCUGUGCCUUUGAUUUUAAUCCAUUGUCUCGAUCAUUGAAACUUUGUCUUUUUGGGACUAUUGUCGUCUGCUGCCACUGAAUUGUAAGCAGUGGAGCUGCCAAGAACAAUAUAAUCAUCUCAAAUGUUUUUGAAACUUAGUCAGACUAAGGUCAACGUAGAUUGUGAAUAAAAAACAUUGGGUUAGUCCAAAGAGGAUAAUUAAUUUUUCUAAUAUUGUUACUCAACUUCAUAGAACGUUUUGCAUUUGCGUAUAUCAAUCAUCUCAUUUCAGGAGCAUUGCCUUUUACGUAAUUUCAUUCAUUGUCAGAUUAUUGUGAUGAUAUGUAAACAUGAAUGUAACGAUCAUGGCUCUUUUUACCAAACUUAUAAUCAGUAAUCACGGUGACAGUCGUUUUAAUUUUCGAACGUUUUUUUUUUUUUUUUAAGUGAACCACAUUUGUUGUUUACAAUUGCUAGCAGAUUUGGUAAUAAUUUUACAACUCCCUUCCUAAAAAUUACUACCGCACUACUAGGGUAUUUGUUUCUUGUUUCCCAAGAUAAAUUUGCAUCAACUGAAGUAUCUGCGACAAAAAUUCGAGCAACAUUAAAUCUGGCAAUCCAAUUUGUUUAAAAUUAUAUUUCUGCUAAGAUUUAAUCGUUAUGUCGUUAGAAACAACACACUUUAGCGUUUCAAAUUUACGGACCGAACUUUUGUUUUGGUCCAUUCACAUUCAAAACAUGUCGAAUUCAAGAUGUAGAAAGUUUAGUAUAUUUUUCAGCCAAUUUUUCCUGUAAUAAUUGCAUCAUCUUUCGUUAUGAUAAGCAGUCUUGUGAAGUACUUAGAUCCUAGUAUAUUUUACGUAUCUCUAUUUUGGUUAUUCUCUUCUCAUAGAUUACCUACGCGUAGUAGGUACUGUCUGUAAGUACCAGUAAAUAUAAUGCAACUUUUAUGACGUCGAUUAGCAAAAAAUUGAUUCUAGAAAAGUUUCAAAUCGACUGACUCUUAUCACAAAACUAAUUCACUUUACACAGAAUACUCUGCAGAUGAAUUAAUUUAUAAUCUUGUGAGUACCUUAAAAUUUGAUAAACUUCUAACCCAGUAGUUUGUAUGAUGCAUCAUACAUGCAUUAAAAGGACAAGAGGAUAGAAGUUUACGAGAAGACGAAAUAAUCGGCCCCAAGUCAUUAACUCGAUUUCAAGGCGUGAUAUAUAUUUCUAAUAUCCAGUUCAUAAAACAGCGAUACGAUUUAAGCAAAGUAAAAGUAACCCCAUAAGCAAGAUGUCAUUUGCCAGAGAAGGAAUGUAGACGUAACAUACGUAAUUACUUAUAUUCAUAUAAUUUCAAUAGUACCUGUAUUAAUAAUAAUUAUUGUGAAACUUAAUUUAUGGAAUAAGGAAGGAUGACAAAAAUUCAUUCAGCAGUCAUUUUCUGUCUAAUAAGAUAAUUUCGAAUACAAUAGAUAUUUAGUAUUCGCGAAUCCAUUAUUAAUUUAUGUAUCUCAUGUAUCACGUGUUAUAUAGUAUCUUCAUUUACUCUGGUCUUCUACUCUAAUGUAGUAAAAUAAAUCAUUUUAACCACAAA
Neodiprion fabricii is the source of this 5398-nucleotide messenger RNA. RefSeq names its product inositol polyphosphate 5-phosphatase OCRL (gene Ocrl). NCBI's taxonomy places the organism in Eukaryota, Metazoa, Arthropoda, Insecta, Hymenoptera, Diprionidae. Gene Ontology annotation, molecular function: phosphatidylinositol-4,5-bisphosphate 5-phosphatase activity; inositol phosphate phosphatase activity. The record is from RefSeq and is a predicted model, not a curated record. The transcript has 19 exons. Gene Ontology annotation, biological process: signal transduction; phosphatidylinositol dephosphorylation. Gene Ontology annotation, cellular component: membrane. The coding region runs from base 248 to 2851 and encodes 867 amino acids.